Hypanus sabinus (Atlantic stingray) is the source of this 5561-nucleotide messenger RNA. It is a transcript of the gene trpm2, whose product is annotated as transient receptor potential cation channel, subfamily M, member 2. Gene Ontology annotation, cellular component: membrane. NCBI's taxonomy places the organism in Eukaryota, Metazoa, Chordata, Chondrichthyes, Myliobatiformes, Dasyatidae. Gene Ontology annotation, biological process: calcium ion transmembrane transport. Bases 169 to 4698 code for a protein of 1509 amino acids. Gene Ontology annotation, molecular function: ligand-gated calcium channel activity. The record is from RefSeq and is a predicted model, not a curated record. The transcript is spliced from 34 exons.
AUUUAUUGUUGCCUGAUUAUGUAACAUGAAAAUCAGACUGUGCUGGAAGAGCAGGUAUUGGCCAGAAGACCUCUUUGCAAUUUCUUUGCUGAACUUCGGCUGUGGCUAAGAAAACUUGUUCAAGGUGUGACACCUGACAAGGACUACGAGGAUAACAAAACUUACAGAAUGUCUUCCAACGAGGUGCAAAAUGUCAACAGGAUUUCUCCCCUUGAGGGAGGCAAUUAUGUUCAACUCAAAACCUUGCAAAGCAAUGAAAUGUUGAAAGCCACCCAACGAAGACCGAGCUUCAUCAACAAGAGGGAAUGUUCAGCAAAAUUACGCUCUGACGAACAGGGCUGCUUCAGAACAUGGAUUCAGGGAAACAUCACCAAGAAGAGUUGUACUCACUUUGUGGAGAGUGAGAAUGUCCUGAAUGACAUGGGGCCAGUGUGUGACUGUGGAUACCCGGAGAUCCACCACAGUGAAGAAGCCCGUAGAGCUGGCAGCCUACAGCAUGAGAAAUGGAGUUCCACAAAACACCUGCAGGAGCAUCCAACCGAUGCAUUCGGAGACAUUGCGUUUGAAGGGCAAGGACAGAAGAGUGGGAAGUAUGUUCGAGUCUCAAAUGAUACAUCGCCAAAUACAAUAUACCAGCUGAUGACCGAGCACUGGCGCCUAAGUCCUCCGCACCUUCUCAUUUCUGUUACUGGAGGGGCAAAAAACUUUCAUCUGAAGCCAGACCUGAAAUUCACAUUCCGCAGAGGCCUCAUCAAAGUGGCACAGUCAACAGGUGCAUGGAUAAUCACCGGGGGUUCCUAUGCUGGCGUGAUGAAGUACGUUGGAGAGGCUGUCAGGCACUGUAACAUGACCAGCAGCCACAAGGAAAAGCAGAUUGUCGCAAUUGGCAUCGCCAGCUGGGGCAUCGUGCACAACCGUGAAAGCCUGGUUGAUACACAGGGCAAGUUUCCUGCAACAUAUUACUUGGAUGAAGCAAAUCAGGGCAGGUUAACUUGUUUGGACCACAACCACACCCAUUUUAUCCUGGUAGAUGAUGGGACCAAUGGACGCUAUGGUGUGGAGAUUUCCCUGAGAACCCAUUUAGAAAAGUACAUAUCAAAGCAGCGAAUUGGGACUGAAGAUGUUGGAAUUGAGAUUCCAAUUGUAUGUGUUGCCCUUGAAGGUGGUCCUGGAACAUUGAGUACAAUACAUAGUGCGAUAAGCAAUGGGACUCCUUGUGUCAUUGUGGAGGGUUCAGGCCGAGCGGCUGACGUACUGGCUGCAGCAGCCAAUUUACCUAUGAUGCAGAUUACCAUCUCCUUCAUUCAGAAGCAGCUGCGCACGUUCUUCGCUGACUGCUACAACACGUUCUCUGAUCAAGAUAUAAUACUAUGGACCAAAAAGGUCCAAGACAUCAUCAGGAUGCAGGAUCUUCUGACUGUUUUCCAAGCAGAUGCAUCAGGGAACAAUGAUUUGGAUGUUGCCAUUCUUCAAGCCUUAUUGAAAGCUUCCAGCUCCAGUGGGCACCAAUGGCAAGAGAACCUGGAUCAUCAACUGCAGCUGGCUAUAGCAUGGAACAGACUUGACAUUGCCAAGAGCCACAUCUUUACUAAUGACAAACAGUGGAAGUCCUCCCACCUCCACCAAGCCAUGUUUGCUGCUCUUGUUGGAAAUAAACCUGGGUUUGUGAAACUCUUCUUAGAGAACGGAGUGAACUUGGGUGAAUUUCUCUCACAGGAAAUGCUUGUCCGACUUUACAACAAUAUUCCAGAUCACACUCACUUAUACAAGAAACUGCACAAAGUGCUAGACAGUGAGAAGCAGACACAGAUCAAUGAUACGCUGGAGAACAAGGGGAAAGUCCACCUUUAUCAUAUCUCCAUAGUCCUGAAGGAGCUGCUUGGUGAAUUCAUGGAGCCACUCUAUAAAAGCAAAUCAUUUAAUGCGGCAAGUAUUGACCAACAGCAGGAGGGAAAUCUUGAAGAUCCACUGCGCGACCUCUUCAUCUGGGCAAUCUUAAUGAAGCGCAAGUAUCUGGCUUCCAUCUUCUGGGAACAGGGCAAGGACAGUAUCGCUGCCUCACUGGUUGCCUGUAAGCUUCUGAAGAAGAUAAUUUCAGAUGAGAAUGACACAGACCUGUACGAUGAGAUGGAAGAUCUGGCUCAGGAGUACGAGGAUCAAGCCAUCGGGCUUUUCAGCAAAUGCUACAGGAAACAUGCCAAGCGUGCACAGAAGCUGCUGGUUCGGGUUUCUUCGACCUGGGGAAAAGCCACAUGCUUGCGCCUGGCAUUGGAAGCUGACAGCAAGAAGUUCAUGGCACAUGGAGGUGUUCAGGACUUACUGACCAAAAUCUGGUGGGGGGAGCUCUCUGUAGACACACAUACUUGGCAGGUGCUUCUAUGCUUGGUACUCUGGCCCAUCAUCUACUCAAAGCUCAUCACUUUCAGGCAUGAAGAACAAAGGAAAAAAGCACCACAGAGCAAGGCUGAGCUGGUUGCUAAAACACCACCUCCGCACAGCAUACCGCCAGCCCUGAUACACAAUGAGCAGGACACAAAGCCUUUGUCCUGUUGGCAGCAGUUGAGAGCAUUCUACACAGCUCCAGUGGUGGUAUUUUAUUGGAAUGUGCUGGCUUAUUUUGGCUUCCUCUGGCUCUUCUCCUAUGUUCUGCUGAUUGAUUUCCAGAGCAAGCCUUCCUUCAGGGAGUACCUUCUCUACAUCUGGAUCUCAACACUGGUGUUGGAAGAAGUAAGACAGUUCUUCUACGAUCCAGGCAGCUUCGGGGUCCGUAAGAAGGCACUGCUUUAUAUCAACAGUGUUUGGAAUAAGAUGGACGUAGCUGCCAUUUUCAUCUUUAUCUUGGGUCUCCUUUGCAGGUUAUUUCCUGCAACAUUUUACCAUGGGCGGAUUAUUUUGGCCUUGGACUUCAUCAUUUACUGUCUGCGGUUGAUGCACAUCUUCACUGUCAGUAAGACACUUGGGCCAAAGAUUAUCAUGUUGGAGAUGAUGGUGAAGGAUAUCUUCUUCUUUCUGUUCCUGCUGGCAGUGACGAUAGUGGCCUAUGGUGUCGCAAAUCAUGCCAUCCUUAUUCACAAUGAAAAACGGCUAAACUGGAUAUUCCACGGAGUUAUCUACAAGCCUUACCUGAUGAUCUAUGGAGAUGUCCCGACUGACAUCAGCUAUUCAGGCUUUGACCUGAGUCAGUGCACCGUGAAUGGCACUGACCCAUACCAGCCUAAGUGUGCUGAACAUGACAGCCUGGACCAGCCCAUCUUCCCCGAGUGGCUGACCAUCAUCCUGCUCUGCCUCUACCUGCUCUUCACCAACAUCCUGCUGCUCAACCUGCUGAUUGCAAUGUUCAACUAUACCUUUCAAGUGAUCCAAGAAAAUACAGAUAAGAUCUGGAAGUUCCAGAGGUACUCAUUGAUUGAGGAGUACUACACCCGUCCGCCUGCACCUCCUCCCUUCAUUAUAUUUAGUCACAUAUUCUUACUGAUUGAGUGUGUAACCUGCAGGAAAUCAAAACGGAAGCACAAGAAAUUCAAGAAGCAGCUAGAAGAGAAGGAGGAAGAUGAGAUUUUAACCUGGGAGGCUAUAAUUAAAGAGAAUUACAUUGACAAGCAGAAACGGAACGAGAGCCAGAGUUUAAAUGAGCAGGUCAAGUGCACCUUGGAAAGGGUGGAGAUGAUAGCGGAGGUGCUGGACAUGAACCGAGAGAGGAACAAAUUUGAGUCAGUGGAGCAGAACAUCAAUCACCUGGAGGCACAGAUGCUGCAGAGUAUGCGGGCCUUAAACUGGAUCAUGAACGCUCUGAUAAGCAAAGACUUUGGGCCUCGGGACAGUGCACCAGCUCUUGUAAUUACUGACCAUAGGAACAUAGAAGAAGAAGCUGUUGAUGAAGAGAAGGAAUUGAAGCCCCUGUACCACAUUAAAGCUCGCGACUUGAUCUAUCCAGACAGCAACAUUCAACGCUUCCCUGUGCCUGAUGAGAUGGUCCCCUGGCAGGUUCAUUUUCCUGAGUACAGUCCACCUUCUUACACGGCAGAAACAGCAGAAGGCAAUUGGCCGAGAAGGAAAACUGCUCCAAUAGUGAAGUUUCCAGACAGUGGAUUGGACGACAACUCUGACCCCGCUGAGGAACGCUGCCAGAAUCCAGUGGGAAGGACUGGGCUGACUGGAAGAGGGAGCCUGCACCGUUUCGGAUGCAACCGUGCAAUGGAACCUAUCAUAACUCGCUUUAAAAUGAGUGAUAAUUCGGUGGUAACGAAAGGUUCCAAGUAUGUAUUGGAGUUACUGGUCGUUCAAUAUCCAGGUGAAGACUGGACCCUGCCCACGGGUAUUCUGGAUCCUGGAGAGAAGUUCCCAAAGAAACUGAAGCUUAUAUUAAACACAAAGAUGAUGAACAUGUUUCAGAACCUACUGAAGAAAGCUGAAGAGGUUCACACUGGAUAUGUGGAUGACCCGAGGAACACAGAUAAUGCAUGGAUCGAAACUCAGGCCCUCAACUUUCAUCUGGAUAAAGACAAUCCGCUCAUAAAUGCUCUCACCAGUCGAGACGGGUCGGAAGCUAGCAACGAGAUCAAGCUGCCCCUCUUGCAGAAUGGCUUGGCACAGGAGGUCAUGGUUAAAUGGCAGGUGGUGGAGCAGGGGGUGCCAGUGUGCAUGGUCUACAAGGACUACCUACAGGUUGUGGCAGAGAAGCGCUCUGCCCACUUCUAAGUCCUGAAAACAUCUGAUCACAGGGAUGUGUUGAAUAUCACCAAAGAAAGGCGCAUGGAAAUUAAUCUUGAAGCUCUGUUCUCAUCAUGUGCUACUACAAGAAGUACCCAGUGUCAAGGGUCCUCUUUGGAACUGGUGCCGAACAAUGCGUUCUAUACUACGACUUCCAUUGUAGGGAGGGUCACACCAUGUAAUCAUUAACCCAUCUGUUUCCUGAGUCUUUGCAGUAUUAAGGGAAGUGAAAUAUUGCACUGUGAAUCUUUACACACUGGUAGACACAAACAAAAGGCAAUAUCUGACCUGAAAGUCAAGAAAACUGCGGCAGGUCAGGUCACACCUGUGGGUAGAGAGACUGGAUCAACAUUUCUGUCCGGAGAGUCUUUGCUAGGUCUUGAGGGGUCUCUUCCCACCAAUGUGGCUGGUCCUGCUAAGUGUUUCCAGCAUCUUGCUUCGUCUAGCUGUCCCAACUGAUGACAGCACUGAGAAUGAUCAAAUGAAGCUUGAGAGGAAGGGAUUCUGGAAAAACUUCACUUUUAAGUUAAUAGUGAUUAUAAAGUAAAACAUUCACAAUUUCAAAUGGAUUUUAAUGGUAAAUUGAGAGUUGAUUAUGAAGAAUUUUGAUGGAAACAGUGACAGGUAAUUAUAAAAGGCUCUGUGUAAGUGUUGCCAGGUGAUUUUAAAAAGAUUUUAAAGGUCAAAGUUGAGCUAUUAAUAAUCACUGAGGGAAAAUCUGUCCGUUCCCAAAUCUGUAACUUAUGCAAUUAUGAAAUUGGAAUUGAUUAAUAAUCAAACUAAUUGUUUGCAUAUUAGUUUAAUUGUUUAAUUAUUUGAGUUUAAUUGUUUAAUUAUUGUUUAAAUUGUUU